Drosophila sechellia is the source of this 1044-nucleotide messenger RNA. RefSeq lists its product as uncharacterized. Lineage: Eukaryota; Metazoa; Arthropoda; Insecta; Diptera; Drosophilidae. The record is from RefSeq and is a predicted model, not a curated record. Bases 270 to 824 code for a protein of 184 amino acids. Gene Ontology annotation, molecular function: RNA binding. The transcript has a single exon.
AUCGAACUUGCCCAUAGAUUGCUUAUACUCAGGUUAUCCGGGUUCAGGUUGGUCCGUAUUUUCCGCUCAGAUUUUUAGACUCGCCACCAUAAAUAAAACCGAGAUCGCAGGAACUAUAAAAGCUAAAAGAUUGAGAUUAAGCAAACAUAUUGCUAGGGCGUGGAACAAUUUGUCAAAAUUGGAAAUUUGACAUCCGGAAAAGCUAGAGAAAGAAAUUGGGAAAUUUUUGAAAAUCAUUCAACUAAGUAAAAAUAAAAUAAAAAGAUAAAAUGUCUGGAACUGGUAUCGCGGGAAUUGAACUUACCUGUGGACCGACUCAUCUGAAGAGCAGGAUCCUAGUGAGAAACCUACCGCCUUGCACCCGCCAGGAGCUGUCUUUGCUCUGCGUGCCCUAUGGCCGAAUCGUUGGCUCGCUGGUGAUCGAUACCUACGGAUAUAUCCAGUUUAAUAGUUUAACCGAGGCCAAGAGAGCCAUAGAAUCGCUCAACCUUUUUAUAUUCAAAUCGCAGGCUCUCCGAGUCUCGAACGCCAGCAUUAGCUCCCUCAAGGCCACUUUUUCUGGCAUUGCUCGCCCGAAUAGGAGGAGGAUCGAGUGGUAUGAUGCGGAUGAAGUUAUCCUCGUGGAGCGGAUUAAGUAUGACGACGAUGAGAACAAUGAUGACGAUGAUAACGAUGAGGUAGAGAAUGACUCCGAAAGCGAUGACGAUGAAGGCCAGAAAUCUCGCACACGCAAGCGGAAGAGAAAAACUAACGCCAUAAACCCGAAAAGAAGGAGGGUCCAAUGGUCUGAUGUGGAUGAAGUUCAUGUCGUGGAGCGAAUUUAGUAUAAGAACUAUGUGGUAGAGGAUGACUACGAAAGCGAUGACGAUGACGAUGAAGACCAGAAAUCUCGCCCACGCAAGAGGAAGAGAAAAGCGAACAUCAAAUACGCGAAGUAAAAGAAGAAGUGUCAGAAUCGUGUAAUGGCCAAAAAAGCAAACCCCUAAAACCUCUAAAUUCAACUUCGUCUGAAAUUUGGUGUGAAAUAAACUGGAAGUCAAAAUA